This is a messenger RNA of Nicotiana tabacum (common tobacco), 459 nucleotides long. The record is from RefSeq and is a predicted model, not a curated record. Lineage: Eukaryota; Viridiplantae; Streptophyta; Magnoliopsida; Solanales; Solanaceae.
AUGGCAAGAACAAUGUUGAUUGACAGUGGACUUGCAAAGAACUUUUGGACUGAAGCUGUCAACACUGCCAUCUACUUAGUGAACAGAGGCACCAUUAGGUCUCUCCUCUAUCUCACUGCCAGUCGACCUGAUAUUGUUUUCAACAUGGGGCUGUGUGUGAGGUUUCCAUCAAAUUCCAAGGAAUCUCACUUGAAGGCUACCAAAAGAAUGCUGAGAUCUCUCAAAGGAAUGCAGGACCUGGUGCUAUAUUAUCCAUCAGGUGAUAGUUUUAAUCUGAUUCGGAUCAUGUCUUAUCUAUGGGGUACAAGGAAGCAAAAUUCAGUGGCUCUUUCAACAGCUGAAACUAAAUAUAUAGUUGCAGCAUCCUACUAUGCUCAGCUUCUGUGGAUCAAGCAGCAAUUGGAGGAUUUUAGGGUAAACAUGCAUGAUGAGCAUAGAAGCGAUAGAUGUAGUGCAUGA